UGACGUCGCGGAGCGAAGGCCGGAGCCGAAGGAGAUUCAGGUCCCUACCAGCAUAAAAAUGUCAGAUGAUUUGUAUGGUAAGUUCCUAGCACCAGAUGAACCAUUCCCCUUGCUACCACAAAGGGGACACACAAGUGAUGUUGCCAGCCUUGACAUUAGUGAUUUUGGCUGCCAGCUUUCAUCAUGCCACAGAACGGAUCCAUUGCGUAGACUUCAUACCAACAGGUGGAAUUUGACUUCCUGUGGCACAAGCGUAGCAAGCUCCGAAUGCAGUGAGGAACUCUUCUCAUCUGUUUCGUGCGGUGAUCAGGAUGACUGCUAUUCCCUGCUGGAUGAUCAGGAAUUCACUCAGAAUGCAUCUUUUGACCUCUUUCCAGAGGGUAGUGUCUGUAGUGAUGUUUCUUCAUCAAUCAGUACCUAUUGGGAUUGGUCAGACAGUGAGUUUGAAUGGCAGUUGCCUGGGAGUGAUUUUGCAAGUGGAAGUGAUGUCUUGUCUGAUGUGGUUCCAAGUAUUCCAAGUUCUCCUUGCCCUGUUCUAAAGCGAAGAAGCAAACAGCACAGAAGUUUAGAUGAGCUUCCUUGGAGUGCAAUGUCUAAUGAUGAGCAGGUUGAAUAUAUUGAAUACCUGAGUCGUAAAGUCAGUACAGAGAUGGGUCUGCGGGAACAGCUGGACAUUAUUAAAAUUAUUGAUCCAAAUGCUCAGAUUUCCCCUACAGACAGUGAAUUUAUAAUUGAGCUGAACUGUCUAACAGAUGAAAAGCUAAAACAGGUAAGAAAUUAUAUCAAAGAACAUGGUGCCCGCCAGCGCUCUGUACGUGAAAGCUGGAGAAGAGGUAGUUACGCUGGCUGUGGGGUCAGCGGUUUGAGUGGAGCCAGUAGCAGCAGUGGCAGUAUGGUAAGCUCAGCUAGCAGCACUGGAUCCAGUGGCUGUAAUUCUGCAUCUGCUUCAAGUGCCAACAUGAGCCGGGCACACAGCGACAGUAACUUGUCCUCAAGUGCAGCUGAGAGAAUAAGAGACUCAAAGAAGCGAUCCAAACAGCGUAAGCUGCAACAGAAAGCCAUGCGGAAGCGUCAGUUGAAAGAGCAGCGACAAGCAAGGAAAGAGAGACUGAGUGGCUUAUUUCUAAACGAGGAAGUGCUCUCUGUGAAAGUGGCAGAGGAAGAUCAUGAAGCAGAUGUAGACAUCUUAAUGUGACCAACUGUAAAAUGUGUUGAAUUUAAAAGAUAAUCCAUGAUAACACUAUCCAGCCGAAAGACUGGAGCUGAAAGCUUGAGACAAAAGGGGGUGAUUUCCGUUUCCAACUUAACAUUCUGUACCUUAUUUUGUGUUUUUAAGACAUCUCGAUAAGUUUAAUGAAGCUGCUGAACACUAAUUUGUACAGAAAACUAAUGUAGUUAAUAACGUAUCUAAAUGACCUGGCAACAACAAUGUGCUUUUGAAACAAUAUAUUCUCCCAUAGCACUAAUGUGAAGUGCACUAUUUUAGUGGAAAUAUAUUUCCUUAUUUGUGCAUCACUGUGGUAUUUGAAAUAUUGCCUGUGUAAUAUACAUAUGUGUAUUAAGAUAAUUCAUGUUUUGAUGCUUUACUUGCAAAAUAUUAUGUGAAAUCUUUGGAUAGUUUGGCAGUGUUUAAUAAUUGUUGCCACCAGUGGAGUAAUUAUCUGCCAUUACCAAAUUGCAUGAUUAGCUCAGUUAGCUUUUAACAUUUUUAGAGAAAUUAUGCAUUUAUCCACAUUGCACAUAGGGAAUCCCGGCAUAUGCAAAGGCUAUGGCAUAGAAAUUCCUUCCAAGUCCAAUGAUUUCUAUCAGAGAAUAAUUGAUGGAGAAGGAAAGUCGAAAAUGAAUAUUUCUGUUAUUGAAAAUACCUGUCUCACCUCAUAAUUACAGUGGGGAAAAUAUAAUAGUUGGAGCAGAAUUUUGUUGAGAGUCGCAUUUCUUUUUGACGCAAAGCUUUCAAGGUCAAGUUUCCCUCCAAACAGACCACUUGUGAUAUUGUCACUGGGGAAUAAUCUGAAGAGACUAUGUUGAAGACCCAGACCUUCAUAUUGGCUUGACGCCUGUUUCCCAGCUGUGGUAUUCACUCUUGGAUCAUUGAGGAAGUUUCAUUUCAACUCCCAUCACAACCUGCUUUCCAAUAUUACGGUCAGUAGGAAGUUAUAACUCCAAUGAACCAUCACUAUAUGUAUGGAAUGGCGCCAUAUGGGCUGAGAAUGGAAACCAAAUUGAUGAGUCCAACCUUCUGAGACAGUGCCAAUGCUGCUUUUUAAUGAGAAAGUCUUUAAUUUGCAAUGAAGAUGACUUCCCUUCCUCUAACAUUGCUGACUGGCAGCAUCUGUAGAGAGAAAACCAGUUAACCUUUCGAGUCCAGUAACUCUUUGCCUAACCCCUUCCCUCAUGUCUCCCUGGACCCCAGAUUUGUUUUUCUUUGCCACAACAAUGCUAUGUAUGCUGUAUAGUAAAGAGGAGAUAGAUGAAUAAAUGCUGUGUGCAAUAUUUACUAUAAAUUUUGUGGUAGGCCAGUAUAUUACAUGCAGUGCUAUAGAAGAGGAACUGGAAAGUAGCUUAAUAGAAAAUGAAGAGUUGCGAAUGCUGGAGAUCUGAAACAAAAAGUGCUGGAGAAUUCCAGCAUGUCUGGCACCAUUUGAGGAGAGGAAAUGCGUUUUGAGUCCAGUGACCAGAGUUUGUCCAGCACUUUAUGUAGGUUAUUGCGUUAACAACAUGAAGGAAAAGUGUCAAAACAAGUGUGUUGGAUCCAAUAUUAAGCACAGGGGAAUCGAUUAUUCUUGCACACCUUCAUGUGUGAAGGAAAAAUGAUGCAGAGGCAUUAAUUGAUCACGUCAGCUUUCAAUUUUAAAAAGAUAAUUGCUGUGCUCCAAAGAGCAGAAGUUGGUGGCCUUUUUCCUAGUUACAUUGUUGUUAAAACCUUUGCGGCCUUGUAAUUGAUACCUUUUGUACGUAAGCAAAAUGACUUACUAAUGUGUUGAGAUGUUUUAGAUGAGAAAGAUGAAACAAAACCCUUUUGUUUUGCGCGUGCAUUUGUCUGUACUGUAAUUUCUCAUCUAGAUGUAUGGGAAAUUAAUUAUUCCUUCUGGUGGAGUUAUUUUUUGCUUGGGAUGAAGAAUUGGCUGAUUCGGUGUUUUCUUUGAACAGUUCUGAAGGUGAAACUUGGGAAAGGAAUUGUAUGUAAAAUCUCUGUGCGAGAGCAAGAGUAACAAGCUGGCAAUUUGAGAAUAAUAAUAGGUUGCAUAUCAGAGUGGAGUUAUUUCAGUACAUGGCUGUAUCAGAAGAACCAACAACUGAGGUAGGUAGGUGUGGCAGUGUGGCUGAUGUUAACCCCAUUGGAUAGAUUCAUGAGGCUGGUGUCUUCAGGGGAGCAUUGCAUAUGAACAGUUUGCUCCCAGCACAAGCACAGUUGUGAGCAUAGGAGUUACUUUGUCCAGUAACUGGAAUAGUGAAUGUGUUCAGUUGUGGGAUUGCGUUUUAAAAGUCAAACCAGUACUACUUGAAUACUGCUGAAAAUGAGAAACAUUUUGGCAAAGCUUUGUAUCUUGUGCCCAUCAGGACAGAAGCAAGAAUACCAGUUCUCAGUGGGACCUGCAAUUUAUAAUGCUCGAGUGGAAAGGGUAGUGCAUGGCUGACAAGAAAUUUCCUUCGCUGACUCAUCACCCUGUGCAGUCUAAAAUGUUGUUCCCUUUUGAAAUUUAGCGAUCUUCUGUCCUGAGUGCAAGUUAAAAACGUUCAGCAUGUUUCUUUUUUUUAAGCAAUGCUCACACUCUGCACCACUAAUUAACUACUUGAAUACUGCAGAAUCGCUGUUGUAAAAGUCAUGUCUUGUGGUAUAAAACAUAUUGGCAUGAAAGUUCCAUCUUGCAGGGCUGUAUAUAAGUUUGCAUCUUGAUAUUUUAAUGUAAUUUUUGUCACCCUAUUGAAUUUACGAAAAUGUGAAAAUAGUGGCAAUGAUUUCUGUAGUACUGUCUAGCAAUGGGCCAUUCCAUUUUACUAUAUCUGCUGCUAUGCCUGUUCAGAAUUGUACAGUGAUCAUGGUCUUUAAAAAAAACAAUGAAUGCAGGUUUUGGAUUUUUUUUUGCAUUGCAGAAUCUUU
This is a messenger RNA of Hemiscyllium ocellatum (epaulette shark), 4102 nucleotides long. RefSeq names its product family with sequence similarity 199, X-linked (gene fam199x). Bases 59 to 1195 code for a protein of 378 amino acids. The transcript has 7 exons. The record is from RefSeq and is a predicted model, not a curated record. Lineage: Eukaryota; Metazoa; Chordata; Chondrichthyes; Orectolobiformes; Hemiscylliidae.